This is a messenger RNA of Heteronotia binoei (common prickly gecko), 871 nucleotides long. Its product is annotated as gastrula zinc finger protein XlCGF49.1-like. The record is from RefSeq and is a predicted model, not a curated record. The coding region runs from base 1 to 810 and encodes 269 amino acids. The transcript has 2 exons. Lineage: Eukaryota; Metazoa; Chordata; Lepidosauria; Squamata; Gekkonidae.
AUGCAGAGUGGUGUUGUGAAGGUGCCUGAGAAAAAGGAAGAACAUCCGAGAAAGAGAUCUGAAGCAAAGGAGAAGAAGAAACCCAUGGCUUCUGGAAAGCCUGGCAGUCAGGAAACCCCAAGUCAAGAAGAAAGCGACAAAGGAAAUAAAAGAAAUAAGUUCCGUCGCUUUGGAAAAGCCUUUACUAGUCCAUUAAUUCUCAGGCCACGUUGGAGAGCACCUAGCGGCGAAGAAAGUUCAGAGCAUGAAAAGAGCUUCAGUCAGACCAAAAAUCUUACUUCCCCUCAGAAGGGCUACAAAGAGGAAAGACCAUAUGAGUGCUUCGUUUGUGAGAAGAGGUUUGUUCAGAGCGCUCAUCUUGCUACCCACCAGAGAGUCCACACAGGAGAAAAACCGUAUAAAUGCAAAGAAUGUGGAAAGAAGUUCACAGAAGGCAAAAGCCUCGUCGCCCAUCGGAGAAUCCACACUGGGGAGAAGCCCUUCAAAUGCUCUGUCUGUGGAAAGAGCUUCAGAGUUAGUAUCACCCUGACGUACCACCAAAGGAUCCACACGGGAGAGAAACCGUACGAAUGCACAACCUGUGGGAAGAUUUUCAGAGUCAGCUCCAGCCUUCGCUCGCAUCAAAGGAUCCACACAGGGGAGAAGCCAUAUAAAUGCUCAGAGUGCGGCAAGAGCUUCAUUCAGAGCGCGCACCUCGUUUCUCAUCAGAGAACCCACACUGGGGAGAAACCGUAUCGAUGCACUCAGUGUGGAAAGACCUUCAACCAGACCGCAAACCUUAUUAGACAUCAACGAACCCAUGCUGGAUAGAAGUCAUGUAAAUGCUCAGAGUCUGCAUCAGUGGCCACACAGAACUUCACCUCGGUACCUA